This is a messenger RNA of Closterium sp. NIES-65, 1461 nucleotides long. Lineage: Eukaryota; Viridiplantae; Streptophyta; Zygnematophyceae; Desmidiales; Closteriaceae. The record is from the annotation of a GenBank genome assembly.
AUGUCCGGGCCCGGUCAAGGUUCCAGGUCCAGUGGUCGCAGCAGCGGGUCCCUGGACGGCGAUAAUAUGACAGCUAUAGCGAGCGUGCUGCAGCAGGGAGUCACCUUCAGGCAAGAGAAUGACGCCAACAUAUCUCUGCGGAACGCCACGAGUAUACUUACCUCCAUGGCAGACGUGUCGUACCGGCAAAAGCUUUACGUCAUCCUCCUAUUUAUUCGGAGCCCGCGAGAUGCUGUGGCAUUUGAGGGGAUGAAUGACGUGCUACGACGAUGGUAUAUUGCUGCGAGAACAGACGACUCUGCCGGCGAGAGCGAGCCCACCGACGAACGUGAUGUGUUAUGGCAAGGAGAAGUGGACGGACGGGCCGGAAUAGGAGAAGGUGGAGUGGAGCGGGCAAGGGCCGGGCAGGGAGCUGGGUUCGGAAUGCAAGCAGAUGGAGGAAUGGGAGUGGGAGCAUUGGAAGGGUUGGGAGCAAGGGGGGUAGUUGGAGCAGGGGGGGAAAUGGGAGCAAGGAGGGGAGUGCGAGCAGGGGGGGGUACGGGAGCAGAGGAGGGAGAGGGCGCCCGGGCCGGAAUACCAGCAGGAGGCGGAGUGGUAGCAAGAAGAGGCCUGAGGGCAAGUCGUGGCCUGGGUGCAGGAGGCGGGCUGAGGGCAACUGAAGGGCUGGGAGCAGGGGCGGAAAUGGGGGCCGGGAGGGGGGUUCUAGUAGGGGGGAUGCGACGAUCAUGGCUAGGGCUGGGAGCAGGAGGCGGGCUGGGUGCAGGAGUAGGAGGGCUGGGAGCAGGGGGAGGAGUGGGAGCAGGAGGAGGAAUGGGCGCAGGAGGAGGACUGGGAGCAGGAGGAGGAAUGGGAGCAGGAGGAGGAGUGGGAGCAGGAGGGGGAAUGGGAGCAGGAGGAGGAAUGGGAGCAGGAGGAGGAAUGGGCGCAGGAGGAGGAAUGGGAGCAGGAGGAGGAAUGGGAGCAGGAGGAGGAAUGGGCGCAGGAGGAGGAAUGGGCGCAGGAGGAGGAAUGGGCGCAGGAGGAGGAAUGGGCGCAGGAGGAGGAAUGGGCGCAGGAGGAGGAAUGGGCGCAGGAGGAGGAAUGGGCGCAGGAGGAGGAAUGGGCGCAGGAGGAGGAAUGGGCGCAGGAGGAGGAAUGCAGGAGGAAUGGGCGCAGGAGGAGGAAUGGGAGCAGGAGGAGGAAUGGGAGCAGGAGGAGGAAUGGGCGCAGGAGGAGGAAUGGGCGCAGGAGGAGGAAGGGGCGCAGGAGGAGGAAUGGGCGCAGGAGGAGGAAUGGGAGCAGGAGGAGGAAUGGGCGCAGGAGGAGGAAUGGGCGCAGGAGGAGGAAUGGGCGCAGGAGGAGGAAUGGGCGCAGGAGGAGGAAUGGGCGCAGGAGGAGGAAUGGGCGCAGGAGGAGGAAUGGGCGCAGGAGGAGGAAUGGGCGCAGGAGGAGGAAUGGGCGCAGGAGGAGGAAUGGGCGUAG